This is a messenger RNA of Phyllostomus discolor (pale spear-nosed bat), 3328 nucleotides long. RefSeq names its product N-acetyllactosaminide beta-1,6-N-acetylglucosaminyl-transferase-like. The transcript is spliced from 2 exons. Gene Ontology annotation, molecular function: acetylglucosaminyltransferase activity. Gene Ontology annotation, biological process: transforming growth factor beta receptor signaling pathway. The record is from RefSeq and is a predicted model, not a curated record. Lineage: Eukaryota; Metazoa; Chordata; Mammalia; Chiroptera; Phyllostomidae. The coding region runs from base 444 to 1427 and encodes 327 amino acids. Gene Ontology annotation, cellular component: membrane.
AGUUGGGGAGCUGAUAGAGUUGACAACCUUUGGCCAAGAGAAGAGGCUAGGUUUGAAGUCUCGCAAUCAUGAUUUGCAGAAUGGUCACCUCACCCCUUAACGAUUUCACUGUGGGGAUAGGUGGACACAUUAGAAUCACAACCUCCCUGAUGCAACUUAUUUUUGUGUAGUAACAGGCUGCAGAUUAGUGGGAGACUGAGCAAAGCAACUCCAAAGGAAUUACUUCAGAAAUGUGUCAAAGAAACUUGGAAAUGCAACACAGCAGUAAAUGAGGAGGGAAGGAAGAAAGAAAAAGACAAAAAUGGUCAACUGGAAGGGAAUGAAAACAGCCUUUUGCAUGUACCAAAAGGAUGAUUGUGGAUUCUGGAGAAAAUGUAAGUUAACUAUAUCUCCACUCUGAUCAGAUCUCAAGAGACAUUUUACUCAUUUCCUGGUUUUGGAUAAUGGGCUCCUGGAAGCACUGUCUUUUUAGUGUGUCUCUUAUCACUGCCCUGAUUUUUGUAGUUGUUUACAAUAACAAAUUAUGGGAUAAGAAACAUUUUCUGAGGGCAUCUCUUUCCAAUGCUUCGCUCUUAACAGAAACCUGUCAUCAGAUUUUCAAGGGGAAGGUCUUUUACUCAACAGAGAAUGCAUUGAAAACUACCCUUGGUGAAUCUGCCUGUUUUGAAUACAUGACUCGAAGUCACUAUAUAACAGAAACACUCUCUGAAGAAGAGUCUGGCUUUCCUUUGGCUUACACAGUCACCAUCCACAAAGACUUUGGCACAUUUGAGAGACUCUUCAGAGCUAUUUACAUGCCUCAGAAUGUCUACUGCAUUCAUGUGGAUGAAAAGGCGACAGUCGAAUUUAAAGAUGCAGUGGAGCAAUUACUGAACUGCUUCCCAAAUGCUUUUCUGGCUUCCAAGAUGGAGCCAGUUGUCUAUGGUGGGAUUUCCAGGCUCCAGGCUGACCUGAACUGCAUCAAAGAUCUUGUGGCCUCGGAGAUCCCAUGGAAGUACACCAUCAACACCUGUGGGCAAGAUUUCCCCCUGAAAACCAACAAGGAAAUAGUUCAGUAUCUGAAAGGAUUUAAAGGGAAAAACAUUACCCCCGGAGUGCUGCCUCCCAAUCAUGCUAUUGGCCGGACUAAAUAUGUCCACCAAGAAAUAUUACACAAAAAAAAUUCCUAUGUGCUUAAAACAACAAAAUUGAAAACUUCGCCUCCUCACAACAUGACCAUCUACUUUGGCACUGCCUAUGUGGCCCUCACAAGGGAAUUCGCUAACUUUGUCCUCCAAGACCAGCAAGCACUUGACUUACUGUCCUGGUCCAAGGACACGUAUAGUCCUGAUGAACAUUUCUGGGUGACGCUCAAUAGGAUUCCUGCUUUGGUGCCAGAGACAGAUAGAACAGGUUGGAAUCCUAGCUCCUCCCUCACCACCAUGUGACCUGACAUUUGGAAAUCGGUCUGAGAGUAGCAGUAUAGCGGAGAUGUUGAAAGCACAUACCCUGGAGCCAGUCUGCCUGAAUCUGAAUCCUGCUUAGCCAUUUACAAGCUGUGGACCUUGGAUAAGUUACCUAAAUUUGGGGGGCCUCAGUUUCCCAUCUAUAAAAUAGAGGAAUUAAUAUUUAUAUCAAAUAUGUGAGGCAUAAAUGAGUUGGACCAGUGCCUGGCAUGUGUUUUACAUGUUCAUUUUUAUAAUUGUCAUUGUUAUUGAGCAUUAGGCUGUACUAGGUACUGGGAUAUGGUCAUGAAUAUGACAAAUAAGUUCCCUACUUUCAUAGAGUAUAUAUUUAGAAGUAGGAAGUGGAUAAUAAAAAGUAGACAGAUAAGAUAAUUAGAAAUUAUGGUAAGCACUAUAAAGAAAAUGGAGGCUGAUGCAGGAAGGGACUUACUUUAAAUAAGGUAGGUCAGGAAAGGCUUCUUGGUGAAAAUAUCAUAUGAACUGCACUUCUAUACGAGGAUGAGCCAACCAUGCACUUGGGAAAGAGGCUCCAGGCAGAGGGUGGAGGGGUUGCAAAGGUCCUGCAGGGAGCAAGAGCUCCCUGUGUUCAGCAGUGGAAAAGCAGCCCUAUGGCUGUGACUGGGGCUGAGUGAGCAAAGGUGAGGGCUGCACCAGGCAUGAGGUUGGCAAGACCACGGAGAUAGCAUGGCCCAGCAGUACCCCAUUCAUAGGGUUAUUGGCAGAAGAAGCUAGACAAUGUGUGCAAGUGUUUGGCAUGGUACCUGCUACAGAGUCAACAGCCAAUAAACUGGAUCUGCUGUCGGCCUCCUCUCCAUUUCUGGUGCUGCCAUCCAUCUCUCUCCAUCUCUCUCGUACAGUGAUCUAAUUUCUUUCUGAGUACUUUCCCUGACCUCAGCCUGCUUAAACCCAUUCUUCGCAGGAUGACCUUCAUAAAAAUGCGCCUUGACCAUGUGAUCACACCUCUCUUCUUAGAAGCUUUCUGUGGGUCCUUGUCACUUCCAGUGUGACAUUGUAGCCCCUUCACUAGGCACAUGGUGCUCAUUGCAAUCUGACCCUUGGCCUUCCAGUGCCUUCUCUCACUAUGUGCCCCACCCCAUACUGCACUCCAGCUCUACUAGAUGGCUUGUGGGUCCCAAAUGUGCCACCUCUAUCUUCUGCCUUGACCCAUGCUAGUCCCUUUGCCAGGAUGCUCUGGAAUGCUCUGCUACCCUCCUCCCUCAUCUGAUUGAUGUGCUUUUCUUUUGCAGUUCAGCUUAGACUCAUAUUCUCUUAAAAGCCUUUCUUAAUUCUUGCUCCUGUGGACUUGCUCCUCCUGUAUCACACUGUACUAUUCUUAGUCUCACAAUGCUGUUUGUGUUCCUGUGGCCUUCCAGACUGGGCUUCAAGGGCAGCACCUACACAGUUCCUGGCACAUGAGCAAUGCUCAGUACAAUGGAGUCUCAGCUUGUAAUCAUUUACCUUGAAUAAAUUCAACUGUAUUCUCACACACACACACAUGUGUGUAUAUGUACACACACUGUAUGUAACACACACUGGGGUUUCAGCCACCCGACCCUGCCCUCCAUUCCGUCCAAUGAGUCUGAGAUCCAGAGUGAGCAUGAAGCAAUUUCUGCUCAUUCACAUGCUGAGUCUUGGCUCCCAUGGCUGACUAAUGUGAAGAUUCAGUAUACAUCUCAUAGCUCCUCAGCUUGAGCCAACUGCUUCAUCUGGUGCUCAUUGUAAGAAACCACUCUGAACCAAGAUUAAAGAGAAAAUUGGCUGUGUUGGAAAUGGGGACUCUGUGUCAUUUUAAUGUGACACAUUCCCAAGGGAUUCCUCCAGAGGAAUUUUGACUGUAUGUUGUUUUCCUUUACACAUUGACUUUGCAAUCUAAUCUCUAAAUA